UGCUUUAAAAAUGCGAGGAAAACCUUUAAGCGAGCGGCGUGCUGUGUUUGUUGUGAAUGUCGUAAUUUGGGUUCAGCGCGUUGGAGGCAGUUUGACGGCGCGGUAGCACCUCGCUGACUUCUCUGGAUGAAAGUUUCAUUCGUCUGGAAAUUGUUGAGGCUCGGUAUGUCGGAUGAAGAUUCCCGUGCCAGCACCAGCUCUUCCUCCUCGUCAUCCUCAACCUAUCAGCAGCAGCAGCAGCAGCAGCAGCAGCACGACUCAAACCUCUUGAAGAAACGAGAAAGCAAAGCCAGCAUGAGCAAGACCUCCAAACUCCUCUCUACUAGUGCUAAAAGAAUUCAGAAGGAACUGGCUGACAUUACGUUGGAUCCACCACCAAACUGCAGCGCCGGCCCUAAAGGAGACAACAUCUAUGAGUGGAGGUCGACCAUCCUGGGCCCUCCAGGCUCCGUGUACGAAGGAGGAGUGUUUUUCCUGGACAUCGCCUUCACGCCAGACUACCCCUUCAAACCACCCAAGGUGACGUUCCGUACGAGGAUCUACCACUGUAACAUCAACAGUCAGGGGGUGAUCUGUCUGGACAUCCUGAAGGACAACUGGAGUCCCGCUCUCACCAUCUCCAAGGUCCUGCUGUCCAUCUGCUCCCUGCUCACUGACUGCAACCCUGCCGACCCUCUGGUUGGAAGCAUCGCCACACAGUACACAACAAAUAGGCCUGAACACGACAGGAUAGCCAAACAGUGGACCAAACGCUACGCCACAUAAUCACCAGAGGAGCUGCUGCUGCUUAGAAGACUUGGGGAUGUGGGUGGGGGGGGUGACUCG
Messenger RNA from Micropterus dolomieu (smallmouth bass), 825 nucleotides. It is a transcript of the gene ube2e1, whose product is annotated as ubiquitin-conjugating enzyme E2E 1. The coding region runs from base 127 to 765 and encodes 212 amino acids. Lineage: Eukaryota; Metazoa; Chordata; Actinopteri; Centrarchiformes; Centrarchidae. The transcript is spliced from 6 exons. The record is from RefSeq and is a predicted model, not a curated record. Gene Ontology annotation, biological process: protein polyubiquitination. Gene Ontology annotation, molecular function: ubiquitin conjugating enzyme activity. Gene Ontology annotation, cellular component: nucleus.